Messenger RNA from Prunus armeniaca (apricot), 582 nucleotides. NCBI's taxonomy places the organism in Eukaryota, Viridiplantae, Streptophyta, Magnoliopsida, Rosales, Rosaceae. The record is from the annotation of a GenBank genome assembly.
AUGGAAGGGUCAGUGAAAUAUGAGAACAAUGAAGACCAGCUCAAUUUCAAGGCAACUGAGCUGAGAUUGGGAUUGCCUGGAAGCACAGAAGAGCCUGAGAACAAACAAGCAGCAGGACCUCCUCCUCCUAGGAACAACAAGAGGUCAUCACCCGAUCCAACGGCGGAGGAGUGUUGUACAAAUUCUGAUCACAUAGAUGCCCCUCCCACCAAGGCACAAAUAGUUGGGUGGCCUCCAGUGAGAUCUUAUAGGAAAAACAGCAUGCAAGCAAGAAAGCCAGAGGCUUACGUGAAAGUAAGCGUCGAUGGAGCUCCUUAUCUGAGGAAGAUUGAUCUCAAGGUUUACAAGAGCUACCCAGAACUCCUCAAGGCCUUAGAGAACAUGUUCAACCUCUCCAAUAUUGGAAACUACUCAGAGACACAAGGCUACAUUAGUGGAUCUGACUUUGCUCCUACUUAUGAAGAUAAGGAUGGUGACUGGAUGCUUGUUGGAGAUGUCCCAUGGAAUAUGUUUGUGUCUUCCUGCAAAAGGCUGAGAAUCAUGAAAGGAACUGAAGCUAGAGGAUUGACUUCUUGUUUCUGA